AUGGCCGUCUUCAGAGAAGAACCGCCGCUGGAGCGCGGGUGGCGUAAAGCCAAAGAAGGAACACCCGGCCCCCCGAAGGUGCCCCUGCGCCAGGAGGUGGUGAGCAUCAACGGGCAGCGGCGCGGCCAGCGGAUCGUGGUGCCCGUCAAGAAGCUUUUCGCCCGGGAGAAGAGGCCCUACGGACUGGGGAUGGUCGGCAAGCUGACCAACCGCACGUACCGCAAGCGCAUCGACAGCUACGUGAAGAGACAGAUAGAAGACAUGGACGACCACAGGCCUUUUUUUACCUACUGGAUCACCUUUGUCCACUUGCUCAUCACGGUCCUGGCGCUCUGCAUCUACGGCAUCGCACCGGUGGGCUUCUCCCAGCACGAGACCGUGGAUUCUGUUUUAAGAAACAAAGGUGUGUACGAAAAUGUCAAGUUUGUGCAGCAGGAGAACUUCUGGAUCGGGCCGAGCUCGGAGGAUCUGAUCCACUUGGGGGCCAAAUACUCUCCGUGCAUGAGGCAGGACAAGCAAGUGCACGACUUCAUCAGGGAAAAACGAGCCAUCGAACGCAACUCGGCGUGCUGCGUGCGCAACGACCGCUCGGGCUGCGUGCAAACCUCAGAAGAAGAGUGCUCAAGCACUCUGGCUGUGUGGGUCAAGUGGCCGCGCCAUUCCAGCACGCCGCACUUAAACGCCAAAGACAGGCAGUAUGGUUCUGUCUGCCAUCAGGACCCCAGGAUCUGUGUGGAGCCGGCCUCUGUCUCUCCUCACGAGUGGCCUGAUGACAUCACCAAGUGGCCUAUCUGCACCAGGUACACCACAGGGAACCACACCAACCUGCCUCACAUCGACUGCACCAUCACAGGACGACCUUGCUGCAUCGGCACCAAAGGAAGGUGUGAAAUCACAUCCCGGGAAUAUUGUGACUUCAUGAACGGUUACUUUCACGAAGAAGCCACUCUUUGCUCCCAAGUGCAUUGCAUGGACGACGUGUGCGGACUGCUGCCUUUCCUCAACCCUCAGAUCCCAGAUCAGUUCUACAGACUCUGGCUCUCUCUUUUCCUGCAUGCCGGAAUCCUCCACUGCUUGGUGUCGGUGGCGUUCCAGAUGACCAUCUUGAGGGACCUGGAGAAGCUGGCGGGUUGGCUGCGUAUUUCCAUUAUCUACAUCGUCAGCAUCACCGGCAACCUGGCCUCCGCCAUCUUCCUGCCCUACAGAGCAGAGGUGGGACCAGCAGGCUCCCAGUUUGGGAUCCUGGCCUGCUUGUUCGUGGAACUGUUCCAGAGCUGGCAGAUCCUGGCGCAGCCUUGGCGGGCCUUCACCAAGCUGCUGUGCGUGGUCCUCUUCCUCUUUGCCUUUGGUCUGUUGCCGUGGAUCGACAACUUCGCCCACAUCAGUGGUUUCGUGUCGGGCUUCUUCCUGUCCUUCGCCUUCCUGCCGUACAUCAGCUUCGGCCGCAUGGACCUGUACCGCAAGCGCUGCCAGAUCAUGGUCUUCCUGCUGGUGUUCCUGGGCCUGUUCUCGGGCCUGGCGGUGCUCUUCUACGUCUACCCCAUCACCUGCGAGUGGUGCGAGCUGCUCACCUGCAUCCCCUUCACAGACAAGUUCUGCGAGAAGUACGACCUCAACGCUCACCUCCACUAAGGCGGGCGCCACUCUGGCUCGAGAAGAGGAAGUUGUUGUACUGCGGCAAGUCCAAAGAAGGACCUCCUUCCUUUCCUUCAGACAGCCUGAGGACCUUUGAGGUGUCUGAAGUCCCGAGGUCUGCGCAGGUACGCCACAAACACGUCUUCCAGUUGUUUCCAUCGGGGGAAGAUCAGAGCCACUUGUGGAAAAUGUACUGGUCUGAAGAUUGAAGUCCAACUUUAGAAAUUCUGGGACUUUUUUCACAGGGUUCUAAUUUUUGGCCUUUAUUUUUUUCAGGGUUUGACCGUCAUUGUGAUUUUUAUUCCCUCUCAUAAGUUCUAGUGAAAAUAUUGUAAUAAAAUGUUUUUUUAAAUACCA
Messenger RNA from Nerophis ophidion (straightnose pipefish), 1992 nucleotides. Its product is annotated as inactive rhomboid protein 1-like. Gene Ontology annotation, molecular function: serine-type endopeptidase activity. The record is from RefSeq and is a predicted model, not a curated record. Gene Ontology annotation, biological process: regulation of protein secretion; regulation of epidermal growth factor receptor signaling pathway. Gene Ontology annotation, cellular component: endoplasmic reticulum membrane. Lineage: Eukaryota; Metazoa; Chordata; Actinopteri; Syngnathiformes; Syngnathidae.